Molecule: messenger RNA, 2010 nt
Organism: Phyllotreta striolata
Lineage: Eukaryota; Metazoa; Arthropoda; Insecta; Coleoptera; Chrysomelidae
Source: the annotation of a GenBank genome assembly
AUGGCAUCAACUAAUUUGAAGAAAGUUAAUCCUGACCUUCUUAGAGAAAGGAAUAAAUGUACGUUCGACAGAUUGGAAUUAACGCAUUUAUUAGAUGGUGGUGCAGAUAAAACUGAGGAAAGGCACAGUAGAGAAAAUUUCUUCUUGGAAGACCCUGAAUUAAGAUCCAACGUUCCUCCAGAAUAUUUGGGUCACAAAGAGAAAUAUGAGGAGGCUGUUAGAAAAGCGUGUAUUGUUUUUAAAAAAGUUCAAGAACUUCAGAAUGCAGGCAAAGGUGGGAUGGAAAAUUUCAGAGAAAUACUUGGUGGACAACUAGGAUCUGCAAUUUUAAAAGAUGGCAAUCCCUUAACUGUCCAUUAUGUGAUGUUCAUUCCAACCCUUAUGGGACAAGGUACUAUCCAGCAACAAGCAGAAUGGAUACAGAGGGCUUGGAAUUGCGAUAUCAUCGGAACUUAUGCACAAACUGAAUUAGGUCAUGGCACAUUCAUCAGAGGCCUUGAAACUAUCGCUACUUACGAUCCGAAAACGGAAGAAUUUGUCUUAAACAGUCCAACUAUAACAUCGUACAAAUGGUGGCCAGGAGGAUUGGGUCAUUCUGCUAAUUACGCUGUCGUUGUCGCCCAAUUACACACUAAAGGGGUAAACCACGGGAUCCACCCUUUUAUAGUACAACUUCGAGAUGAAGAGACGCACAUGCCGCUCCAAGGCAUAAAAAUUGGAGAAAUCGGUUGUAAAUUAGGCAUGAACGCCACUAACAAUGGUUAUUUAGGUUUUGAAAACGUCAGAAUUCCCAGGAUUAAUAUGUUGAUGAAGAACUCCCAAGUGCUACCUGAUGGUACUUACGUCCAAUCGCCUAGUAGUAAAUUAACAUACGGUACCAUGAUUUUUGUAAGAGUAGUUCUCGUACAGGAUGCGGCUACUUAUCUAAAGAAAGCUUGCACAAUUGCCACGCGGUACAGUGCUGUUAGGCAUCAAUCAAAAAUUCGACCAGACCAACCCGAGCCGCAGAUAAUGGAUUAUUUAACGCAGCAGUACAAACUGUUCCCCAAUAUAGCAGCUUGCUUCGCGUUCCAAUACGCUGCGAACUGGCUCUGGGAUACAUACAACAACGUCACUGGAGAAUUAGAAACUGGCCAACUAGACAAUCUACCUGAGCUGCACGCAGCUGCGUGCGUUCUGAAAGCGGUAUCGACCAGCGAUGCAGCUCAAGGGGUUGAAACUCUUAGGUUGUCAUGCGGGGGUCAUGGUUAUAUGACUGCUUCAAAUUUGCCUUCAACGUACGGAUUAGUUACUGCUAUGGUUACAUAUGAAGGCGAGAACACCGUACUUUUCUUGCAAACUGCGAGGUUUCUGAUAAAAUGCUGGCAAAACAAAACCAAACUGCAAAAUCUGACAACUAUUAGAUAUUUUGAGCAAGUGGCAAGAAAAUCAUUACCAUUCCAAAAAUCUGUUGAUUGGAUACUUUCAAUCUUACAACAAACUACAGCAAAAAUGGUCGAUUUAGCCAAUAGCCAUAUAAAUGAAAGACAACGUAAAGGAAUGGUGUACGAAGAUGCCUGGAACAGCACCUCGAUCGAGUUGGUGCGAGCAGCAGAAUUACAUGGCCGAGUAAUUAUAGUGGAAACAUUCAAAAAUGCCGUGGAAAUGGCGAGACCUAAAGUUUCGAAAGAAUUGUUCGCCGUCUUGGAACAGCUUCUUCAACUUUAUGCUGUUAGCACAGCUAUCCGAUGCUCAGGAGAUUUCUUAAGGUUCACAGACAUCCAAGGAAGGGAUGUUGAAAUGUUGCAAUCUUGGCUGGAAGAAUUACUUACACUUUUGAGACCAAAUGCUGUGGGGAUUGUGGAUGCAUUUGAUUUCAGAGAUGAAGUAUUAUCGUCCGCCCUUGGAUCUUACGAUGGUAAUGUUUAUGAAAGGCUCUUGGAAGAAGCGCAGAAAAGUCCGUUGAAUGCAGAGCCCGUUAAUAAGUCGUUCAAGUCGUAUUUAAAACCUUUCAUGAAAUCCCAAUUGUAA